CCUUCUAAUAAUUUUUGCUCGUAUAAAUAUGUAAGCAACCUCUUGAUCCCCCUUCCAUCGUCCAAUGUCGUGUCACUCUCAAGGAGACACUACUAGCUAGCUGCUUAAUACUUGAUCGCAACUUUCAAGGAAGGGCCGGGGGUCCUUUGUUUUAAGACCCUACCCACAAAAAAUAUAUAUAGCACAUUACAUGGAUGAGCAACACUGUUCUUCACCUUUGGGAGAAGAGGAAGGCUGGAGAAAGGGCCCCUGGACUGCCAUGGAAGACAAGCUCCUCAUUGAUCAUGUCAACCUCCAUGGUGAAGGAAGAUGGAGCUCCAUUUCCAAAUUAACAGGAUUAAGGAGGAGUGGAAAGAGUUGCAGGUUGCGUUGGGUGAACUACCUGAGGCCUGACCUCAAGAGAGGAAAUAUAACACCAGAGGAGGAGGACAUCAUCCUUGAGCUUCAUGCUGCGUGGGGAAAUAGAUGGUCGAUUAUAGCUCGAAGUCUACCGGGAAGGACCGACAACGAGAUCAAGAACUACUGGAGGACACACUACAAGAAGAACAAAGUGCCCUCUAAGAACAUGGAAAGGGCUAGAACUCAGUUUCUGAAGCAGCAGCAGCAACAACAACAACAAUAUGUAUCACAACAAAUUAGGUACUUGGACUGCAAUAGUCAUUUUGGUGAUAAAGAGGACAUGGGGCAGCAGAUUGAGCAGGAGGUUGCAUACCUGCGCAUGCUUCAAGACGGGGGCAGCAGCACCGACAACGGUGGCAUAGCUCUUCAGGCCGGCGAUGAGUAUGGAUCGCCGGGGUUGGUGAUGGAGGAAUACGAUGGAGGAUUAUGGGGGAGUUUGUGGAAUCUGGAUGAUGUGCAGCAAGAUCAAGUCGUUGCUUUCCUUUAAGACUAUAUUAUGAAUCAUAAGAAGGCUACUUACUAGUGCAGAUACAUAAAAAUUACUAUGUAAUUGCAGUACUCAAGGUGGAUGGAGAGGUAUGUUAAGAAAUAAAACAUUAUAUAUAGAUUAUAGUAAAAGUCUUUGAAUAUGCUGCAAGAUGAUGUAUUUUAUUUAUUAUAGCUAGAGAUAUAUUUUCUGCACUAUAAUCUUUCUUUUCAAUUC
Molecule: messenger RNA, 1102 nt
Organism: Zingiber officinale
Lineage: Eukaryota; Viridiplantae; Streptophyta; Magnoliopsida; Zingiberales; Zingiberaceae
Product: MYB-like transcription factor EOBII
Exons: 3
Coding region: 191-886 (231 amino acids)
Biological process (GO): regulation of DNA-templated transcription
Cellular component (GO): nucleus
Molecular function (GO): sequence-specific DNA binding; DNA-binding transcription factor activity
Source: RefSeq, a predicted model, not a curated record